Vicugna pacos (alpaca) is the source of this 4217-nucleotide messenger RNA. It is a transcript of the gene MMRN1, whose product is annotated as multimerin 1. Gene Ontology annotation, biological process: negative regulation of vascular endothelial growth factor receptor signaling pathway; negative regulation of cell migration involved in sprouting angiogenesis. Gene Ontology annotation, molecular function: calcium ion binding; protein binding. Lineage: Eukaryota; Metazoa; Chordata; Mammalia; Artiodactyla; Camelidae. The record is from RefSeq and is a predicted model, not a curated record.
CACAUCUCAAACUGGCAGAGCUCUGUCUUAGCAGAUCCAGUGUGGAAGCAGCUGUCAAAGAAGCCAGAAGGAUCUUUUCCCCUAAUUUCACAUAGCUUUCUUGCUUCAAGCUGCUGAGAUGAAAGGAGCAAGGCUGUUUAUCCUGCUUUCUAGUUUAUGGAGUGGGGGCUUUGGGCUAAAGGACACUACACAUACUUGGACUAUACCUGAGGAUGAGAACUCCCAGAAGAAUGUGACCUCUACUUCGGUUCCUCUAAGCAGAAUACAAAGUCGCCAGAUGCUGCCGACCACUCAGACCACAUCUGCUGAGAUGGCCACAGCUCCUGAGGCCAGCACCUCUGAAGAGGGUCUUCUGAAAUCAACACUGCUUCCCACGGAGACAAGCACAUCUCCCAAGGCUGUGAGAAACCAAACUCUCACGCCCACAGAGAAGCCAGAAAGGGUGCUGAAGUUACAAACUCCUGCCCUCCUGAUCAGCUCUAGCAUCACGUUCAGUCCUAAAGCAGAGUCCGUGGUCCUUCCCAACUCCACACUGAAAUUUCUUCAGAGCUUCGCCAGAAAGUCGAAUGAACAAACCAUUUCUCUAAACUCAGUUGGAGGUGUGGGAAAUCGAUCCCCCCGGGAAACAUACCUCAGCAGAGGUGACAGCAGUGGCAGCCAAAGAACCAGCUAUCAAAAACCAAGUUUUGAAACAACUAGAGGAAAGAACUGGUGCGCUUAUGUACAUACCAGAUUAUCUCCCACAGUGGUACUGGACAACCAAGUCACUUAUGUCCCAAGUGGAAGAGGGCCCUGUGGCUGGAACAGUGGAUCCUGUCCUCAGAGAUCACGGAAGAUAUCAAAUCCUAUCUACAGGAUGCAACAUAAAAUUGUGACCUCGUUGGAAUGGAAAUGCUGUCCUGGAUUCAGUGGCCCAAAAUGUCAGCUAAAAGCCCAGGAGCAGCAGCAGCUGAUACAGAGCAGCCAGGCUGAGAGUCCCACCGCUGUUGGCAGAGGGACACCGGAGCAGCAACAGCAGCACCAAGACUGCGGUGACCCAGCAGUGACACAAAAAAUGUCUGACCAGAUGAACCACCAGGCAAUGAGACUGACCCUUCUGCAGAAGACCAUUGACAAUAUUUCCUUGGCUCUGAGUGAUGUCAGAAACACGUACUCCUCCCUAGAGGGGAAAAUCAGUGAAGAUAAAGGCAGAGAAUUCCAAUCUUUUCUAAAAGGUCUAAAAUCCAAAAGCAUUACUGAUCUGGUAAAGGACAUAGUAAGAGAACAAUUUAAAAUUUUUCAAAAUGACAUGCAGGAGACCAUAGCACAGCUCUUCAAGACAGUAUCAACUCUAUCAGAGGAGCUUGAAGACACCAGACAAAUAAUUCAACAAGUUAAUGAAUCUGUGGUUUCAAUAGCAGUCCAGCAAAAGUCUGUUUUAAUACAAGAAAAUAGGCCCACUUCAACCGAUAUAUUGGAGCUAAAAAAUCACAUUGUGAAUAUGAGACAAGAAAUGACAUUCACAUGUGGAAAGCCUAUUAAAGAGCUAGAAGCGAAGCAGACUCACUUGGAAGGUGCCUUAGAACAGGAACACUCCAGGAGUGUUUUGUAUUAUGAAUCCCUCAACAAGACUCUUUCUAAAAUGAAGGAAAUACAGGAGCAUCUUUUAUCAACUGAGCAACUCCCCAGUCAGAAGAGUGUUCCAGCUGCUGAAUCAGUUAGUGAUAAUGUCACUGAGUACCUGUCUACUCUACAUGAGAAGAUAAAGAAGCAGGGUUCAGUGAUGCUGCAGAUGUUUGGUGAUUUGCACAUGCAAGAGAGCAAGAUUAACAAUCUCACCCUUGCUUUGGAAAUGGAGAAAGAAUCUGUCAGGAGUGAAUGUGAAGACAUGUUAUCCAAGUGCAGAAAUGAUUUUAAAUUUCAAAUUGAGGACGUAGAAGAGAAUUUACAAAUUUUAAACCAAACGUUGGCUGAGGUUCUCUUUCCAAUGGACAAUAAGAUGGAUAAAAUGAAUGAGCAACUAAAUGAUCUGACUUAUGAUAUGGAGAUUCUUCAACCCUUGCUCGAGCAGGGAGCAUCAUUUCAAGAGACAAUGACAUACAGACAACCAAAAGAAGCAGCAGCGAUGAAGAAAAAAGUGGAAAAUCUGACUAGUGCUGUCAACAGUCUAAAUUUUCUCAUCAAAGAACUUACAAAAAGAUACAACUUACUUAGAAAUGAAGUACAGAGUCGUGGUGAUGCCUUAGACAGACGUAUCAAUGAACAAGCCUUAGAAAUGGAAGAUGGUCUGAAUAAGACAGUAACUAUUAUAAAUAAUGCCAUUGAUUUCAUUGAAGACAACUACAUGUUAAAAGAGACUUCAAAUACAAUAAAGUAUAAUCCUGAGGUCCAUCAUAAAUGUACCCAGAAUAUGGAAACUAUUUUGACAUUUAUUUCUCAGUUUCAACAUUUGAAUAAUUCUAUUCAGAUUUUGGUCAAUGACAAUCAGAAAUAUAACUUUGUCCUGCAAGUUGCCAAAGCCCUUGCAUAUAUAUCUAAAGAUGAAAAACUGAGUCUGUCCAAUUUUGAAAAUAUUUACCAAAUGUUGAAUGAGACCAGUUCCCAAGUGAUAAGAUACCAGCAAAACAUGAGUCAUUUGGAGGAAAAAAUACUUUCAGCCACAAAGAUUUCCAAAAAUUUUGAAACUCGGUUGCAAGGCAUUGAGUCCAAAGUGACCAAGACGCUCAUACCUUAUUAUGUUUCACUAAAAAAAGGCAGUGUGGUGACAAAUGAAAGAGAUCAGGCCCUUCAACAGCAGGUACUCAGUUCCAGAUUUAAAGCACUGGAAGCAAAAUCCAUCCAUCUUUCGACUAAUUUCUCUGUACUUAACAAAACUCUCUAUGAAGCUUUAGUGAUGUGUUAUAAUGCUUCUACAGGUGUAUCAGAACUGAAUGCUACCAUAUCUAAGAGGAUAAAAGGUUCCCUACCAGAUACUCAACUUCUUCAGAAAGGUCUGACAGAAUUUGUGGAAUCAGUAAUUGAAAUAAAAAUGCAAAUUGUGCUAUCUAAUUUAACUCGGCAUAUAAAUCAGUCAUUGUCUGGUAGUCUUGCAAACCUUGUCAAGUCACAGGAGCGAAUAAAACCAUUGCUGAAGAAACCCAAUACACUUAAGAAACCAGCAGUGAAUCUUACCGCUGCCCUGAUAGGCCGGACCCAAAGAAACACAGACAACGUUCUACUUCCUGUGACAAAGGAGUAUUCAGACUGUAGCAGGUCCCCAUGCCAGAAUGGGGGCACGUGUAUAAAUGGAAGAAUCAGUGUCGUCUGUGCGUGUCGACAUCCUUUUACUGGUGACAACUGCACCAUCAAGGUGGUGGAAGAAAAUGCUUUGGCUCCAGAUUAUUCAAAAGGUUCUUACAGAUAUGCACCGAUGGUGGCGUUUUUUGCAUCCCAUACUUACGGAAUGACUACACCUGGUCCUAUCCUAUUUAACAACUUGGAUGUCAAUUAUGGAGCUUCCUACACUCCAAGAACUGGAAAAUUCAGAAUUCCCUAUCUUGGGGUGUAUGUUUUCAAAUAUACUAUUGAGUCAUUCAGUGCUCAUAUCUCUGGAUUUUUAGUAGUUGAUGGAGUAGACAAGCUUGCAUUUGAGUCUGAAAAUGUUAACAGUGAGAUACGCUGUGAUAGGGUUGUGACUGGGGAUGCCUUAUUAGAAUUAAAUUAUGGGCAGGAAGUGUGGUUGCGACUUGUCAGAGGAACGAUUCCAGCCAAAUUUCCCCCUGCUACUACAUUUAGUGGUUACUUGUUAUACCGUACAUAAAUUAGUAUGAAGGACAGACUGUCACCUUGACUGAGAAGCAGCCUGUGUUUUUAUUUAUCUUUGCAUGCACAUCUGCUCUGUUUUCGGUUUUUCUACAUGAAUGAAAACCAACUUCUUUUUUAAUCUGAGGAAGGCUGUUAAGUUUAUUUCAUAAAAUUAUUUGAAUUUCUUUUGGACAACCUAUAUAUAAAGGAAUUAUUGCUCCUAAAGAGACUUAGUGGCAUAGAAAACAAGGUGCGAUUGUUAGCAUAAUCAUUCCUUUUUUGUUUUCUCACGUAAGGCAUUUCAAUGUAAAGUAAUAUUAUAAAGUGACACUCACUCAGUAUUGUCAGUCACAGUAGUUUUCCAGUAAAAUGCUUUUGUUAUUCCAUGUGUAUGUAAAUAUAUAACAUGUUUCCUAAAUUCACAAAUUCAAAUAAAUUAAAUUGCUCAAAGAAAG